This is a messenger RNA of Limulus polyphemus (Atlantic horseshoe crab), 391 nucleotides long. Its product is annotated as amyloid protein-binding protein 2-like. Bases 38 to 391 code for a protein of 117 amino acids. NCBI's taxonomy places the organism in Eukaryota, Metazoa, Arthropoda, Merostomata, Xiphosura, Limulidae. The record is from RefSeq and is a predicted model, not a curated record. Gene Ontology annotation, biological process: intracellular protein transport. Gene Ontology annotation, molecular function: protein binding. The transcript is spliced from 3 exons.
UAAUAUUACGUUGGUUAGGGACCAUGCUGAAAAAGCCAUGGAUAUUAUGCAGUACCUGUUACCACAUGACCAUCUUCUUUUGGCUUCUUCAAAGAGGGUAAAAGCUUUAAUACUUGAAGAAAUAGCCAUUGAUAAUCAGGAUAAGGCAAUAGAACAUAGACUCCUCUUGGAAGCUCGGGAAUUACACCUUUCUGCUCUCCGUCUCACCCAGCAAGCCUUUGGAGAGAUGAAUGUACAAACGGCAAAGCAUUAUGGGAACUUGGGGAGAUUGUAUCAGUCCAUGAAGAAGUUUAAAUUCUUUGGUGGGUCAGCUGUAAAUGUAUCUGGGAUUCAGUUUCUUACAGUGGACAGAGCACAGAUGGCCCAUUGUGGUAAUGAACACGUACGCUAA